AUGAAUCCCGCCGAAGGGGCGGCGGAGGAAGGCGCUGUCCCUGACUCCGAGGUGGAUGCUUUCUUCCGAACAGGUUCUUUCCGAAAUGAUGGUUUAAAAGCUGCCGAUGUCCUUCCUAUACUGAAGGAGAAAGUGGCCUUUGUGUCAGGUGGCCGUGAUAAACGAGGUGGUCCUGUCUUGACCUUCCCAGCCCGCAGCAAUCAUGACAGAAUAAGGCAGGAAGACCUUCGUAAACUUGUGACUUAUUUGGCCAGCGUGCCGAGUGAAGACGUUUGCAAGAGAGGAUUCACUGUUAUUAUCGAUAUGCGGGGAUCCAAAUGGGAUUUGAUCAAACCUCUCCUAAAAACCCUUCAAGAAGCCUUUCCUGCUGAGAUUCACGUUGCCCUGAUUAUAAAACCUGAUAAUUUUUGGCAGAAGCAGAAAACAAACUUCGGCAGUUCCAAGUUCAUCUUUGAGACAAGUAUGGUGUCUGUAGAAGGCCUGGCAAAGCUUGUGGAUCCUUCCCAACUGACAGAUGAGUUUGAAGGGUCCUUGGAUUACAACCACGAUGAAUGGAUAGAGCUGCGUGUCUCCUUGGAAGAAUUUUUCAACAGUGCCAUUCAUUUAUUAUCAAGGCUGGAGGAUCUCCAGGAAAUGCUGGCUCGGAAGGAGUUUCCAGUUGAUGUUGAGGGCUCAAGAAGGCUGAUUGAUGAGCACACACAGCUUAAGAAAAAAGUGAUUAAAGCUCCUGUGGAAGAACUGGAUCGUGAGGGCCAGAGGUUAUUACAAUGCAUAAGAUCCAGUGAUGGUUUUUCUGGUAGGAACUGCAUUCCUGGAAGUGCAGAUUUUCAAAGUCUUGUGCCAAAGAUCACCAGCCUUUUAGAUAAGCUGCAUUCUACCCGGCAACACCUGCAUCAGAUGUGGCAUGUCCGCAAGUUGAAACUGGACCAGUGCUUUCAACUCCGGCUUUUUGAACAAGAUGCUGAGAAGAUGUUUGACUGGAUCAGCCACAACAAAGAGUUGUUCCUGCAGAGUCACACGGAGAUCGGGGUGAGCUACCAACAUGCCCUGGACCUGCAGACACAGCACAACCACUUUGCCAUGAAUUCCAUGAAUGCCUAUGUCAACAUCAAUCGAAUCAUGUCUGUGGCAUCACGGCUCUCCGAGGCAGGCCACUAUGCUUCCCAGCAAAUCAAACAAAUAUCCAGCCAGCUGGACCAAGAGUGGAAGAGUUUUGCUGCAGCUCUGGAUGAGCGCAGCACCAUCUUAGCCAUGUCUGCUGUCUUUCACCAGAAAGCUGAACAGUUCCUUUCAGGUGUGGAUGCCUGGUGCAAAAUGUGCAGUGAUGGAGGUCUCCCCUCAGAAAUGCAAGACCUGGAACUUGCCAUCCACCAUCACCAGACCCUCUACGAGCAAGUGACACAGGCCUACACAGAGGUGAGCCAGGAUGGAAAAGCCUUGCUGGAUGUCCUACAGCGUCCCUUGAGUCCUGGGAAUUCUGAAUCUCUUACUGCUACUGCAAACUACUCCAAGGCUGUUCACCAGGUGCUGGAUGUGGUACAUGAAGUCCUGCAUCACCAGCGACGCCUAGAAAGCAUCUGGCAACACAGAAAAGUCCGACUACAUCAAAGGCUGCAGCUCUGUGUUUUUCAGCAGGAUGUUCAACAGGUACUGGACUGGAUUGAAAAUCAUGGGGAAGCCUUUCUGAGCAAGCACACAGGAGUGGGGAAGUCUCUACACAGAGCACGUGCACUGCAGAAAAGACAUGAUGAUUUUGAAGAGGUAGCACAGAAUACGUACACCAAUGCAGACAAGCUCUUGGAGGCUGCAGAGCAGUUGGCUCAGACUGGGGAAUGUGACCCUGAAGAGAUCUAUAAAGCUGCCCGGCAUCUGGAAGUUCGGAUUCAGGACUUUGUCCGGAGGGUGGAACAGAGGAAACUUCUCUUGGACAUGUCAGUCUCCUUCCAUACCCACACCAAAGAGCUGUGGACAUGGAUGGAAGAUCUGCAGAAGGAGCUCUUAGAGGAUGUCUGUGCUGACUCUGUGGAUGCAGUUCAGGAGCUUAUCAAGCAGUUUCAGCAGCAGCAAACAGCUACCCUGGAUGCUACCCUCAAUGUUAUUAAAGAAGGGGAAGAUCUAAUCCAGCAGCUCAGGGACUCUGCCGUUUCCAACAACAAGACCCCCCACAACAGCUCCAUCAGCCACAUUGAGUCUGUCCUUCAGCAGCUUGACGAGGCCCAGGUACAGAUGGAAGAGCUCUUCCAUGAGAGGAAGAUUAAGCUAGACAUUUUCCUUCAGCUCCGGAUUUUUGAGCAGUACACCAUUGAGGUUACGGCAGAGUUGGAUGCUUGGAAUGAAGAUCUGCUGAGGCAAAUGAAUGAUUUCAAUACGGAAGAUCUCACUCUGGCUGAGCAGCGAUUGCAGCGUCACACUGAGCGGAAACUGGCCAUGAACAACAUGACCUUUGAAGUCAUCCAGCAAGGGCAAGACUUGCACCAAUACAUCAUGGAGGUCCAGGCUUCAGGCAUUGAGCUGAUCUGUGAAAAAGAUAUUGAUCUUGCAACACAGGUUCAAGAACUGCUGGAAUUCCUCCAUGAGAAACAGCACGAGCUGGAGCUUAACGCUGACCAAACUCACAAGAGGUUAGAGCAGUGCCUACAGCUCCGGCACCUCCAGGCUGAGGUCAAGCAGGUGCUUGGCUGGAUCAGGAAUGGGGAGUCCAUGCUCAAUGCAAGCCUUGUCAAUGCAAGCUCCCUCUCGGAGGCUGAGCAGCUCCAGCGAGAGCACGAGCAGUUUCAGCUGGCAAUAGAGAAGACACAUCAGAGUGCCCUGCAGGUCCAGCAGAAGGCUGAAGUGCUGCUGCAGGCUGGACAUUAUGAUGCUGAUGCUAUCAGAGAAUGUGCUGAGAAGGUGGCCCUGCACUGGCAGCAGCUGAUGCUGAAGAUGGAGGACAGGCUUAAACUCGUCAAUGCCUCAGUGGCCUUUUAUAAAACCUCUGAGCAGGUGUGCAGUGUGUUGGAGAGUCUGGAGCAGGAAUACAGACGGGAUGAAGACUGGUGUGGAGGCCGAGAUAAACUUGGACCAGCAGCUGAGAUAGACCAUGUCAUCCCUCUGAUCAGCAAACAUCUGGAACAGAAGGAGGCUUUUCUCAAGGCCUGUACCCUGGCCCGGAGGAACGCCGAGGUGUUCCUCAAGUACAUCCACAGGAACAACGUCAGCAUGCCCGGAGUGGCGAGCCACACCAGAGGCCCCGAGCAGCAGGUCAAAGCCAUUCUGAGCGAGCUGUUGCAGAGGGAGAAUCGUGUCCUUCACUUCUGGACCCUGAAGAAGAGGAGAUUAGAUCAGUGCCAGCAAUAUGUUGUUUUUGAGCGCAGUGCCAAGCAGGCCUUAGACUGGAUCCAAGAAACAGGCGAAUAUUACCUCUCUACUCACAGCUCAACAGGGGAAUCAGCAGAAGAAACUCAGGAACUCCUGAAGGAAUAUGGGGAAUUCAGAGUACCUGCCAAACAAACAAAGGAGAAAGUGAAGCUCCUCAUCCAGCUGGCUGACAGCUUUGUAGAAAAAGGACACAUACACGCCACUGAAAUUAGGAAGUGGGUCACCACCGUUGACAAGCGCUACCGGGACUUCUCUCUCAGGAUGGGGAAAUACCGCUACUCCUUGGAAAAAGCCCUUGGAAUCAACCCAGAGGAUAACAAAGACCUAGAACUAGAUAUCAUUCCAGCAAGUCUUUCAGACCGAGAGGUGAAGCUGCGAGAUGCAAAUCAUGAAGUCAAUGAAGAAAAAAGGAAGUCAGCCAGAAAGAAAGAAUUCAUUAUGGCUGAGCUGCUGCAGACAGAGAAAGCUUAUGUCAGGGAUUUACAUGAAUGUUUGGAGACUUACCUUUGGGAAAUGACAAGUGGAGUGGAAGAAAUACCAGCUGGGAUCCUUAAUAAAGAACACAUCAUCUUUGGCAAUAUUCAGGAGAUUUAUGACUUCCAUAACAACAUUUUUCUAAAGGAGCUGGAGAAAUAUGAACAACUGCCUGAGGAUGUGGGCCACUGCUUUGUCACCUGGGCAGAUAAAUUUCAGAUGUAUGUCACCUACUGCAAAAACAAGCCUGACUCCAGCCAGCUCAUCCUGGAACAUGCAGGGACUUUCUUUGAUGAAAUUCAGCAAAGACACGGGCUGGCCAACUCCAUCUCUUCUUAUUUAAUCAAGCCUGUCCAGAGGAUCACAAAAUACCAACUCCUACUGAAGGAACUGCUGACCUGCUGUGAGGAGGGCAAAGGGGAGCUGAAGGAUGGUCUGGAAGUGAUGCUCAGUGUCCCAAAGAAGGCCAACGAUGCAAUGCAUGUCAGCAUGCUGGAAGGGUUUGAUGAGAAUCUGGAUGUCCAGGGAGAGCUGAUUCUUCAGGACUCCUUCCAAGUGUGGGAUCCCAAAUCUCUCAUUCGGAAAGGCCGUGAGAGGCAUUUGUUUCUCUUUGAAAUCUCUUUGGUGUUUAGCAAAGAGAUCAAAGAUUCUUCAGGACACACAAAAUAUGUUUACAAGAACAAGUUACUGACCUCAGAACUGGGAGUGACUGAACAUGUUGAAGGAGAUCCCUGCAAAUUUGCUUUGUGGUCUGGACGAACACCAUCCUCAGACAAUAAAACAGUACUGAAAGCAUCCAGUAUUGAAACAAAACAGGAAUGGAUCAAAAAUAUCCGGGAAGUUAUUCAAGAGAGGAUUAUUCAUCUGAAAGGAGCUCUGAAAGAGCCAAUUCAGCUCCCCAAGACACCAGCAAAGCAGCGAAACAACAGUAGAAGAGAUGGAAUAGAUGAUGCAGACAGCCAAGGGGAUGGCAGCAGUCAACCUGACACCAUUUCCAUUGCCUCCAGGACAUCACAGAACACGGUGGACAGUGAUAAGACAAUCUGA
Cinclus cinclus is the source of this 4878-nucleotide messenger RNA. Its product is annotated as kalirin. The coding region runs from base 1 to 4878 and encodes 1625 amino acids. Lineage: Eukaryota; Metazoa; Chordata; Aves; Passeriformes; Cinclidae. Gene Ontology annotation, cellular component: cytoplasm. Gene Ontology annotation, molecular function: guanyl-nucleotide exchange factor activity; protein binding. The record is from RefSeq and is a predicted model, not a curated record. The transcript has 34 exons.